Molecule: messenger RNA, 1011 nt
Organism: Helianthus annuus (common sunflower)
Lineage: Eukaryota; Viridiplantae; Streptophyta; Magnoliopsida; Asterales; Asteraceae
Exons: 1
Coding region: 1-1011 (336 amino acids)
Molecular function (GO): nucleic acid binding; zinc ion binding
Source: RefSeq, a predicted model, not a curated record
AUGGCAACAUCAAACGGCGGUAUUCAAACCCAAAUUCCGAAAUUACUUGGGCAGAAUUAUUACCACUGGCACAUUCAAAUGAAAGUUCUAUUAGAAUCUCAAGAUCUGUGGACAAUUAUAGAUGAAGGAUACAACAAAAUCGUUGCCAACGCAUCGGAAACCGAUCAAAACGCUUUUAGAGAAAAAGUCAGAAAAGAUAAGAAGGCUCUGCACAUAAUUUUCCAGGCUGUAAGUGAAAUAGUAUUCGAACGAAUAGCAAAUAGUAAAACGGCAAAAGAAGCAUGGAAUAUUCUUCACAAGGCAUACAGAGGAGAACGAAGGGUUAAAACGGUAAAACUUCAAACUUUACGUUGUGAAUUCGAUGCUUUACGAAUGAAAGAUAGUGAAUCGGUAGAGGAAUAUGUGAAUAGAACUACUGUCAUAGUAAAUCAAUUAAGAUUAAAUGAAGAAGAUGUUCCAGAACAGCGAAUCGUAGAGAAAAUCCUUCGAAGUCUUACCCGAAAAUACGAGUCAGUGGUUGUAGCCAUUGAAGAGUCAAAAGACUUGAAUCUGAUUACAUCAAAGGAGUUACUCGGUAUAUUACAGUCGCAUGAAUUGCGAUUAAGGAAGUAUGAUGACUCUCCGAUGGAACAAGCGUUUCAAGUUCAGAGUCAAGAUGGGUCAAGACAAUAUCGAUCCGAAUAUGCAGGAAGAGGAAGAGGUAGAGGAAGGAAUAGGUUUAAAGGACAGAAUCGUUGUUAUAGUUGUCAGAAAUUAGGACACACUGCGAGAUUCUGUCAACGGAGAGAAGAAAACGAAAGAAACAAUAAUGUUCUCAUGCAUGAAGAUGAGAAUGAUGGAGAUGAAGAAACUAUGUUUAUGAUAUUUAACGUAGAGGAGAUAACUAAGGAAGAUUACUGGUAUUUUGACAGCGGAUGCAGCAACCAUAUGACUGGAAAUAGGAGUUUAUUUAUUACAUUAGAUGAUUCGGAAAGAAGAGAAGUAAGAACAUGGGAUAAUAAGAAACUCUAA